This is a messenger RNA of Sceloporus undulatus (fence lizard), 2252 nucleotides long. RefSeq names its product translin associated factor X interacting protein 1 (gene TSNAXIP1). The record is from RefSeq and is a predicted model, not a curated record. The coding region runs from base 81 to 2252 and encodes 723 amino acids. Gene Ontology annotation, cellular component: cytoplasm. NCBI's taxonomy places the organism in Eukaryota, Metazoa, Chordata, Lepidosauria, Squamata, Phrynosomatidae. The transcript has 17 exons.
AAGAGUGGAGCUGGUUGCUAUGGCGACCAGAUGUAAACAUUCUCUGCAGGCUCUGCUUCUCUUCCUUUGGCUUCCUGGCCAUGGAGAGCCACGCCUCCAUUUUCUCAGGGACCGGAAUAAACUAUCAGGAAUCUGACAAAAGGGUCGCAUUCCAGCAAUCCUUCCAGAAUACAGAAAGCCAGCUAAGCUUUGCCCCCUUGCACACAUCAUCUCAAAAGACAUCAUUUCAGAAGAAACCAAAAGCUUUGGUUAAUUCUAGCAGCCAGUUGUCAUCAUGGCCUGCCUAUGCCCCAGGGCAAAUGAUCCUCCAGAACCAAAAACCUUGUACUCUUCCUGAAUGGCAACGCACCAGCAAAGGUCCUAUUUCUGGGUCUGUUGCAAAGCCACGCUACCUUGAAGAACUGGAAUCCUAUUUACAGAAAGAGCUCCAAACUCUGGACCUUACUAAAGGAAAAGUGCAGGAACUGAGGCUCCAGCCUCAUAGAGAAGUGUUUGAAUUCUUCAUGGAAGAGUUCAAAACAUACAAGCCUUUGUUGGCUUCCAUCAAGAAUGAGUAUGACCUGACUAUAGCACAUCUUCAGGAAAAGCUCCGCUCCCUGGAAGCUGUGAACGGUAUUCUGGUCACAGCUUCUGAUCAAUGUACCCGACAAAUCCUGGCUAUUCAGAAGCAAGAGAAAAUUGAAAUAACAAACCUGAAGAAGGAGAGACUCUACUUGCUGGAACUUAUUGACAACAUGAAGGAGGAGAAAUGCUCUUUAGAGUUGCAGGUGGCUAAAAUGCGAAAGGCAGUGGCAGAAGAAUAUCUCCGGUAUCUUAAUGAGUGUGAUGCCCGCAAACUGCUGCUCUUAGAUCUCAAUGAAAUGUGCCGUCUGAAGGAAGAAAUUAAGCUCACCAAGGUGCAAGAAGAGAAAGGUGAGGACACGGUUAAGCUAACACUUGCAUUAAAGAUGGCACGGCAGGACCUCACCAAAGCCCAAGUGGAUCUGAACACCAUGAGAGCAAACUAUGGAGAUGUUGUGCCCAGGAGAGAGUUUGAAUUGCAGGAACAAAAGUACAUCAACUUGCAUGAGAAGAUGGAAAUUCUUCAGACAGACUUUGAUGAUCUCCGAAAUGAAUAUGAUACGAUGCUAGAUGUACACAAGCAAGUUUCUGAGGAGCGAGACCAGUUCUAUAAUGACCUAAUCAAUGUCCAGCGUUCCUCCACACCUCGGCCCCAGUGGGACAAAUGUGCAGAUGUGAUUGCUGGUGGGCCUGAGCGCUGGAGCAUUUUGUCAGAAGGCAAAACUAGUGACCAGCUAGUAGAUGUACUUUUGGAAGAUCUUGGCACAGGACUUCUGAGAGAAAAAGAAACCUUUGUGGGAAUGGGGAAAAAUGAGAGGGUCCCAGUGUUCCUGAGGUGUGAGGGUCAAGUUAAAAACAAGAAAAUGACCAAAAAGGACGUCGUGGCCAUUCUAAGGGAAAUAUGGCGAGAGAAAAAUGCAUCUGAUCAACAGAAAGGAAAGCAAUCCAACCUUGCAGAGUUCUUUCUCAACUACUUCCAGAAAAAGUAUGGCGAUAUCCUUGCUUUUGACUGGACGUACAGCAUCUAUGAAGUCAUCAAGCUUUACCGAUCCAAUGAAACGAUGACCACGUUUUAUAACAUUCUGAUGGGAACUCUGGAUGAAGGAGUAUACCACAGCCAUGUCCGUGAAAUUAGUACGCUGUUAAAGGAACUGACUGAUGCUGACACUGCAAAUACUGGCCAGCUAACAGCUGAACAAUUUAUCCUUGCCCUGAAGGCAGCUUUCCCUUUAAAAACUGAAGAGGAGGUUCAGGAAUUACUUGACGCAGCAGGCUACAAGCCAGAGAUCGACGCUAUUAUGUACAAGCAUCUGUUCCUAGAGGAUGAAGAGGGGAAAUCAGAACUCCUGGUUACAAAGAUCAGAAACCAAUAUGUGAAUGAGAAGCAAACUUAUCUACGGGAGCUACGUACUGAAUUAGGAACCUUGUUGGAAGUGAGGCCAGAUGACCUAAGGGCAGCUUUCUGUGCAAUUGACCAUGGUCUGACUGAGCAAAUGCUUGAGUCUUACAUCUGUUGGGCAUUCCAACUUCCAAAGGAGCAACUGGAUUCUUCUGUCACCAUGCCGAUAGAUCUACUGAUGCAGAGGCUUAUGGGUGGAGAUAUUAGAUGCCAAGGGGCUAUUUCAGGAGAUCCAAAGAAUUUGCUUUCAACUACCCCAGCAGAAGAAUUGGAGGGCUCCACCAAUACCUGA